Messenger RNA from Salmo salar (Atlantic salmon), 1159 nucleotides. Its product is annotated as phospholipase A and acyltransferase 1. NCBI's taxonomy places the organism in Eukaryota, Metazoa, Chordata, Actinopteri, Salmoniformes, Salmonidae. Gene Ontology annotation, cellular component: cytoplasm. The record is from RefSeq and is a predicted model, not a curated record. Gene Ontology annotation, biological process: N-acylphosphatidylethanolamine metabolic process. Gene Ontology annotation, molecular function: A2-type glycerophospholipase activity; glycerophospholipid phospholipase A1 activity.
CGCCUUCUAGCAUCAGUGGCCUGUGGAUGUCGGUAACCCGGCGACUGUCAUCAUCUGUCAAAAUCGAUACAUGAAACACUACCUACCUGUAGGACCUCAAGCAACACUUUCAUUUUUGCCAUGCAAUCUGAGUGCCUAUAAUCCGAAUAAAUUGGAUUUUCUCUCAGACAACCGACCAUUUUAAGGACUUGGAUUCAAUUAUUUUUCUCAUUUGACUUUCAAAAGGUGCCGAUAUAAAUCAUGGAACGCUAAAAUGGAGAGGAAGAAAAAGGUGUUGGUAUUUGAAAUUUGUGGAAGCAUGAUGUGGGAUGGAUAGAAAAAACGCAACCUUUACUAUGGCCACUAAUGACCCUGACAAUCUUGACCCUCCCGGGACCCCCCAGCCUGGUGACCUCAUUGAGAUCUUCAGACCAGCCUAUCAGCACUGGGCUCUGUACCUGGGAGACGGUUACAUCAUCAACUUGACACCUGUUGAUGAGAGUCAGGCUGCAGCCAUCUCCAGUGUGAAGUCUGUGUUCAGUCGGAAGGCAGUGGUGCGAAUGCAGCUUCUAAAGGAAGUGGUUGGAGACGACUUGUACCAGGUCAACAACAAAUACGACGACCACCACACUCCAUUGCCCGUUGAUGACAUCAUUCAGCGAUCUCAAGUUCUCAUUGGCCAGGAGGUGUCUUAUGACCUAUUGGGCAGUAACUGCGAGCACUUUGUUACCUUGUUGCGCUACGGAGAGGGAGUGUCUGAGCAGGCCACACGGGCCAUUGGGGCCAUCACAUUGGUGACAGCUGCAGCAAGUGCCUUCUCUGUGCUUGGACUGGUCAACACACGCUCCAGAAACCGACCCUUCUGAGGACCCUCAACAAUAGCAGUAUUGUCCUGUGCUACUGGUCUGGGAUUCAAACUUCCCCUCAGUCUUUUGUUUAAGAGGAUACCUCAUUUUAACCCAAUGUCAUAAAAAAUUAUGCAUUUAUCUAUUUUAUCAUCCUUUGUAUUGAAGGCCAAGCAGACCAAAUACUUUAUAAGGUAGAGAUGUUGCAUACAUUAAAAUGAAAAUGUUAUAUCUUGCUGGAGAUACACAUUUUGAGAUGUUGAAAGGAUUGGUUGGGUGAAAAUUGAAUAUAAAAUGUGACAAAGGAAUCAUUCAUAAAGAAAACUGAAACAUUA